Cylindrotheca closterium is the source of this 1308-nucleotide messenger RNA. The record is from the annotation of a GenBank genome assembly. NCBI's taxonomy places the organism in Eukaryota, Bacillariophyta, Bacillariophyceae, Bacillariales, Bacillariaceae.
AUGCCUGCCAUCAAAGGAACUUCUUCUGUUUCUGACCUGCGAGCACGUCGGAAGGCUCUGAAGGGGACUCGAUUUCCAGACAACUUUGCUCAAGCUGUAGAGCUGGAGAAGGUGAAUAAGCAAGUGUUGACUCAAUGGAUUGAGCACCGAGUAACUUCUAUUCUGGGGUUUGAAGAUGAAAUUGUAUCCUCCAUGGCCAUCAAUCUGUUCCUGCCAGAAGAAGGUGAAUCUCCAGAUCCAAAGCGAGCCCAGUUGGAUUUGGUUGGUUUUCUUGGUGAAGAAGAAUCAGCUUCCUUUGCCAGAGACUUGUGGACGCUGAUGUUGGAGGCUCAGGAAAAUGCAACUGGGAUCCCUAAGACUCUGUUGGAGGAGAAGAAAAAGGAGCUAGCCGCAAAGAAAGCCGAAUCGCGCGCUGCACAAGGCGAGGGUCGCCGUGAUCCCGACAUGAACCGAUAUCUACAAGAAGCAAACAGAAGAGCAAAUGCUGCCAGAGGCGCAAUGGGUGGCGUCCAUGGACGACGACAUGACCAGCCUUCGGUACCAGUGAGUCCGCCCCGUUACGAACGACAAUCAUCAGAAAACCGAAAUGGGCGUCGUCAACAUCAACCUGACGAGAGAAGAUUGCCCCCCGCACAUCGCCGCCCAGGAGAUAACCCUCCGCAUCCUGGCCACCAACAUCCUGGAAGAUAUGAUAGAGAUGGCCCUCGAAUGCCACCAGGGCUGCCUUACGGAUUUGACAGGAGACACGAGAGGCAUAUGAGUCGCAGUUUCAGCCCAGACAGGGACCGAGACCGAACUCGAUGGGGUAGAGAAGAAGGGAGAAAAGAUGACGAUCGCGGGCGAAGAAAUGAACGGCCUCGAUUUUAUGACGAAGAGGAUGAAAUGCGAUUUUUGGAACGUCGUCUUGGUUCUCUUCGGCGGGAAUACUCGAACAGACCCAAUGAUUAUGCUCUGGGCGAUGAGAUUGAUGAUAUUAACGAUCGACUGCAUGAAUUAGACCGUCGGAUGAGACGAUAUCGACGAGGAAGAGACGAAGACGACUACCGCCGAAGAGGAGGACGAAACUCUCCACGACAUCGCAGCCGAAGCCGGACACCCGAGAUCCGUCGUCGUCGUUCUAGGAGCCGAAGCCUUAGUUCAGAAUCGAGGAGCCGGCGUCGUCGCCGCAGUCGAAGCCUUAGUUCAGAAUCGAGACGAAGUCACAGCUCUGUCUCACGCUCGAGCCGAAGUCACUCUCGCGAGCGAGGUCGAAGACGAGUGGAACGGCGAUACUCCUCUGAGAGCCGAUCAAGUCGCCACUCGGAUUAA